AAAAUUACAUUUAAAAUGACAUAAAAAUAACCAGACAUUUUUUACUCAACACAAACACAAAAUUCAAAACUCCAAAAGCAAGCUCCUUAUCCACCUAGUUCUGGAAGGCAUGACAUCCAGCAAUGUGCAGAGCACGUUCGAUCGGCUGGUUCAACUGCCGGGUGUGGUUGGGGCCAUCCUGAUCGACGGCAAUGGGGUGCCUGUUCGGACCAAUUUGGAUGCCAAUGUCGCUAAGUUGUACGCCAACAGGAUGAGACCGUUGGUGACUUUGGCCCGCUCCAUGGUUCAUGACCUAGCAGACAACGAUGAACUGAGUUACGUGCGGUUGCGCACCCAUCGGCAGGAGUUUAUGGUGGCCACUGAGAACGAGCAUACGAUGAUCCUCAUCCAGGACAACCGCGCUCUAGAUGAAUCCCGACGAAGCAGUGUCGCCUCGCAUAGGUCUUCGAUGCACUAAAGGAGUCGAGUCUUCCAUGCGGACAGCAUAAAAAAAAAGUGACAUAAACAAGCUGCGCCAGCGGGGGAUGACCGGGUGAAAAGUCCUUGCACGGACGAGCUCACAAAUCCCAAGCACAGAACUGAAAUUGUGAGCCGGGCAUUGCUGUGCUGGAAAAAGCACGCAAAAAUAAAAUCCACAUCCAGGCGGGGUAAA
Drosophila eugracilis is the source of this 652-nucleotide messenger RNA. It is a transcript of the gene robl37BC, whose product is annotated as dynein light chain roadblock-type 2. Gene Ontology annotation, biological process: microtubule-based movement. Bases 110 to 457 code for a protein of 115 amino acids. Gene Ontology annotation, cellular component: cytoplasmic dynein complex; cytoplasm; centrosome. Lineage: Eukaryota; Metazoa; Arthropoda; Insecta; Diptera; Drosophilidae. The transcript has a single exon. The record is from RefSeq and is a predicted model, not a curated record. Gene Ontology annotation, molecular function: dynein intermediate chain binding.